ACUAGCUAGGGUUUUCAUCCGUGACGAAGUGGUCUAUAUAAAAGGUCAGAACCGAAACCUUAACCUUAUUCGGCGACUAUGGCGGCGGCACCGGCAGGCGGCGGCCCUCGGGCAUUGUCCCAGCGGGAGCAGGACAUCCAGAUGAUGCUCGCCGCCGAUGUCCACCUCGGCACCAAGAACUGCGACUUCCAGGUGGAGCGCUACGUGUACAAGCGCCGCACUGAUGGUAUCUACAUUAUUAACCUUGGAAAGACCUGGGACAAGCUUCAGUUGGCCGCCAGGGUCAUCGUUGCCAUUGAGAAUCCGCAGGACAUUAUCGUGCAGUCUGCUAGGCCCUAUGGCCAGAGGGCUGUCCUCAAGUUUGCGCAGUACACUGGUGCCCAUGCCAUUGCUGGCAGGCACACUCCUGGUACAUUCACCAACCAGUUGCAAACCUCCUUCAGUGAGCCACGCCUUCUUAUCCUGACUGACCCGAGGACUGAUCAUCAGCCCAUUAAGGAGUCUGCGCUUGGAAACAUUCCCACCAUCGCCUUCUGUGAUACUGAUUCCCCUAUGCGCUAUGUUGAUAUCGGCAUUCCCGCCAAUAACAAGGGGAAACAGAGCAUUGGUUGUCUGUUCUGGCUGCUCGCCCGAAUGGUCCUCCAGAUGCGCGGUACAAUUCUUCCAGGACACAAGUGGGACAUCAUGGUAGAUCUUUUCUUCUACAGAGACCCAGAGGAAGCGAAGCAGCUGGAGGAAGAAGAGGCUCUGGUUGCACCUGACUAUGGCGCGGUUGCAGAAUACACUGCACCAGGCGCUGACAACUGGGGCGGUGAAUGGGGUGCUGGCGAAGCUGCAGCUCCAGCUGCUAGCAUUCCAGCUGCUGGCGCAGACUGGGCUGCUGCUCCAGCUCCUCCUGCUGACGGUGUCUGGGACGCAGCUGUGGCUCCACCUCCAGCAGCAGCCCCCGGAUGGGAACAAGGCGCGGCCCCCGUUGCGGCGUCGACCCCUACCUGGGAGUAAUUAAUAAAGAGUAAAUGAGCAUGGUGGAUGGUUUAUACUAGUCAUCAGCGGAGCUUGUUGGUAGGCACUUGCUGGAGUAGUUGCUUCGAACUUCUUUUUUUCGUGUUAGAUGAGGUAAAAAAACAAUUUUGUGUUAUUGACUCUGCUGUGAGCGAGUGAACCUUGCACAUUUUCGUUAUCUCAAAUGGAUAGAUCUGUUCUACGCUUGUUUUGUGAA
Zea mays is the source of this 1219-nucleotide messenger RNA. Its product is annotated as 40S ribosomal protein SA-like. Lineage: Eukaryota; Viridiplantae; Streptophyta; Magnoliopsida; Poales; Poaceae. The coding region runs from base 79 to 1002 and encodes 307 amino acids. Gene Ontology annotation, cellular component: ribosome; small ribosomal subunit. Gene Ontology annotation, biological process: translation. The transcript has 5 exons. The record is from RefSeq and is marked validated. Gene Ontology annotation, molecular function: structural constituent of ribosome.